Malurus melanocephalus (red-backed fairy wren) is the source of this 1821-nucleotide messenger RNA. RefSeq names its product transmembrane protease serine 9-like. Gene Ontology annotation, molecular function: serine-type endopeptidase activity. The transcript has 15 exons. The record is from RefSeq and is a predicted model, not a curated record. Gene Ontology annotation, biological process: proteolysis. NCBI's taxonomy places the organism in Eukaryota, Metazoa, Chordata, Aves, Passeriformes, Maluridae. Bases 1 to 1821 code for a protein of 606 amino acids.
AUGAGGUGUGGYRAUGUGGUGACAUCCAGRKGUGGGRAUGUGGRGUUAUCCAAGGACAUUGGCAGCGCYRCCUAUGGAUGCGGCCAGCCGGCCGUGCCACCACAGCUGGGCUCCCGCGUGGUGGGCGGUGAAGAUGCCGUAGCCCACAGCUGGCCAUGGCAGAUCUCCCUGCAGUACAGCCGCUAUGGGUCUUGGUACCACACUUGUGGCGGGACCCUCAUCGCUCCCCAGUGGGUGCUGACGGCCGCUCACUGCAUCAGCUCUUCCAUGACCUACCGUGUGGUGCUGGGCAAGCAGGACUUGUCGGUGGAUGAUGAGCCUGGCUCUGUGGCCGUGGGUGUGGAGAAGACGAUCGUGCACGAGAAGUGGAACUCCUUCCUCAUCAUCAACGACAUUGCCCUGGUCAAGCUGUCCGAGGAGGUGCAGGAGAGUGACACCAUCCGGGCYGCCUGCCUGCCAGAGGCUGGCAAGAUCCUGGCCAACGACUACCCCUGCUACGUCACCGGCUGGGGACGCAUCAGGACCAACGGGCCCCUGGCUGACAUCCUGCAGCAGGCUCUGCUGCCCGUGGUGGACUAUGAGACCUGCUCCCAGAGGGACUGGUGGGGCAGCAACGUGCUUGAAAGCAUGGUGUGCGCCGGUGGCGAUGGCGUCGUCUCUGGAUGCAAYGGCGAUUCUGGUGGCCCCCUGAACUGCCAGCGYGAGGAUGGCAUCUGGGAGGUGGACGGCAUCGUCAGCUUCGGCUCCGGCCUGAGCUGCAACCUGGCCAAGAAGCCGACCGUCUUCACCCGCGUGUCUGCCUUCAUUGACUGGAUCAACGAGAUGUGGCCGUUCCCAGCAGGGACCAUGAGURCGAUAAGAUGGGGCCAUGGGGCUGAGGAGCCCCUGUGCCCCAGCGUGGGACAGUCCCCACAUGGCAGUGGCAGGCGGGGCCGCUCCAAGGUCGGUGGCAGCGCAGACACCAUAAGAGGGGUGAGCAGCCCCACUGCCGCACCUUUGGUCAGCACAACCAUGCUGGGAGCCGUCUGUCUCGUCGUGCUGCUGGGCUACGCCUAUGGAUGCGGCCAGCCGGCCGUGCCACCACAGCUGGGCUCCCGCGUGGUGGGCGGUGAAGACGCCGUAGCCCACAGCUGGCCAUGGCAGAUCUCCCUGCAGUACACUCGCUCUGGCUCCUGGCACCACACUUGCGGCGGGACCCUCAUUGCUCCCCAGUGGGUGCUGACGGCUGCUCACUGCAUCAGCGAUUCCAUGACCUACCGUGUGGUGCUGGGCAAGCAGGACCUGUUGACUGAUGACGAGCCUGGCUCYGUGGCYGUGGGUGUGGAGAAGACAAUUGUGCAUGAGAAGUGGAACUCCUUCCUGGUCCUCAACGACAUUGCCCUGGUCAAGCUGUCCGAGGAGGUGCAGGAGACCGACACCAUCCGGGCUGCCUGCCUGCCAGAGGCUGGCAAGAUCCUGGCCAACAACUACCCCUGCUACGUCACCGGCUGGGGACGCCUCAGGACCAACGGGCCCCUGGCUGACGCCCUGCAGCAGGCUCUGCUGCCCGUGGUGGAUCACGAGACCUGCUCCAAGUGGGACUGGUGGGGCAGCAUGGUGCGCACCACCAUGGUGUGUGCUGGCGGUGAUGGCGUCGUCUCUGGCUGCAAUGGCGAUUCUGGUGGCCCCCUGAACUGCCAGCGCGAGGAUGGCAUCUGGGAGGUUGAGGGCAUCGUCAGCUUCGGCUCCGGCCUGAAGUGCAACAUGAUCAAGAAGCCGACCGUCUUCACCCGYGUGUCUGCCUACAUCGACUGGCUCAACGAGAAAAUGAGCUCCAACUGA